AAGUUAUUCCCCAGCCGGAUGAGGAGAGACUGUGACAGCCCAUCUUCAAACCAACAACCCACUCUGCUUUUGGAACAGUAGUCGGCGUGCUGAGCCAGCAGCUAAGCAGUAGCGCGCGCGCUCUCUCUCUCUCUCUCUCUCUGUGUGAGACCUGGGACACGAGGCGAAGGGGAGAGCUCAUUCCACAACACGGCAGUCCUCCAUGGCUCUGUGCAACGGAGACAGCAAGGUCAGUGGAGCGGGGAGUACCCGGUCGAUUUCGUGUUAGGACCCUGGUUGCUGGUGUAGUCUCUCCCGGUUAAUUACGGCCUGUGUGUACCUCGGGGGUGAAAGUUGGAGAGCAUGUAACGUUACCACCACUUCUGCUGGGGUGCUAUGAGUACGCUGUUGUAUGCCUGUUGCAGUAUUACAUUAACAUGUUGCUCAUAGCUGCUAACCAGCCGGACAGGAUAUCUCACUGAUGUUUAGCGUAAAUAAAAUCGUUCACAUAUUUCGCCACUAAACGUGGUUGCCUUCUUAUGGUGGACCUCCCACCAAAAUCCUUUGCCUUCAAGCACCGCGUGGGUUUUAGCAUAGCUCCGCUAACUUAGCCAGCCUCUCACGAGACGUGCUGCUAACAGGCUAAUCGUGAUUACUAGCAGCUGUGUAUAACGUUACUGUCCGUGAGCUAGCAUGCUACAUUGGUAAUUUGUUAGCUAGCUUUAGCCGGGCAGCCAGGUUUUGCAGUGACAGUUCUACUAACCGAAAGUCUUGUAUUAUGAUUGCUUUGGCUUCCAUUUUUCAAAGUGACAUUGAGUUUGUGGCAAACUAAUUUAUUUAAUACGGCUGCUGUCACAGACUUUAAGCUAACGUAACGUUAACUGACGUCGGUUUGCUAACGUCGUUACUAAGCUAGUAUGAGCCAACUCGCUGUUACCGGUCUGACAACUGGAUCCACUACUGCUGUCUUACUAGCUGAUUUGCUGGAGAUCAGCAGCACAGAGCAGAAUGGGUCAUGUGAGGGGGCGGUGGCGAUCCUGGAUGCUGGGGCCCAGUAUGGCAAGGUGAUUGACAGACGGGUGCGAGAGCUGUGUGUACGCUCUGAAAUCCUCCCUUUAGAGACCCCGGCCUUUGCUCUCAGAGAACAGGGCUACAGGGCAAUCAUCAUUUCAGGAGGUCCAUCCUCUGUAUAUGCAGAAGAUGCCCCCUGGUUCGACCCUGCCAUAUUCGCUAUAGGAAAGCCAGUCCUUGGGAUUUGCUAUGGGAUGCAGUUGAUGAAUAAAGUGUUUGGUGGGACAGUACACAAAAAGAGUGUAAGGGAAGAUGGCGUGUUCAGUAUUGGAGUGGACAACACUUGUUCUCUCUUCAGAGGCCUUCAGAAGGAGGAACUGGUCCUGCUUACCCACGGAGACAGUGUGGAUAAAGUGGCUGAUGGCUUUAAGGUGGUUGCCCAGUCAGGGAACAUCAUUGCCGGGAUUGCUAAUGAACAGAAGAAGCUGUAUGGGACACAGUUUCACCCUGAAGUCGACUUGACGGAGAGAGGCAUGGCGAUUCUGCGUACCUUCCUGUUCGAGAUUGCAGGAUGUACAAGUAACUUUACUGUACAGAACCGCCAACAGACCUGCAUCGACAAGAUCAGAGAAAAAGUAGACAAGUCCAAAGUGCUGGUGCUGCUGAGUGGCGGGGUGGACUCAACAGUUUGCACAGCUCUCCUCAACAAAGCUCUCAACCAGGACCAGGUGAUAGCAGUUCACAUCGACAAUGGCUUCAUGAGGAAGGGAGAAAGUCAGAGUGUGGAGGAGGCCCUCACCAAGUUGGGCAUCAAACUCAAAGUGGUGAAUGCAGCACACACCUUCUACAAUGGUACGACAACCCUCCCCAUCUCUAAGGAGGACAUGACGCCACGAAAACGCAUCAGCAAGACUUUGAACAUGACUACCAACCCAGAAGAGAAAAGGAAAAUCAUUGGAGAUACAUUUGUCAAAGUGGCAAAUGAAGUGAUAGGAGAGAUGAAUCUGAAGCCGGAAGAGGUUUUCCUGGCCCAGGGUACCUUGCGGCCUGAUCUCAUCGAGAGUGCCUCUCAUCUUGCCAGCAACAAGGCAGAGGUCAUCAAAACACACCACAACGACACUGAGCUCAUCCGCAAACUCAGAGAUGAGGGAAAAGUAAUCGAACCGCUGAAAGAUUUCCAUAAAGAUGAAGUCAGAGCACUGGGGAAAGAGCUGGGCCUGCCAGAGGAGAUUGUCUCCCGACACCCUUUCCCAGGUCCUGGAUUGUCCAUCAGAGUGAUUUGUGCAGAGGAGCCCUACAUCUGUAAGGACUUUGCUGAAACAAACAACAUCCUCAAAAUCAUCACAGACUUCUCUGCAAGUGUCAGAAAGCCCCAUGCCUUGCUGCAGAGAGUCAAGUCGUGCAUAUCAGACGAGGAGGAAGAAAAGCUCAUGCAGAUCACCAGCCUUCAUUCACUCAAUGCCUUCCUGCUGCCCAUCAAAACUGUUGGUGUCCAGGGUGAUUGCCGGUCCUACAGUUAUGUGUGCGGUGUCACAAGUAAAGAAUCUCCACACUGGGAGUCGCUCAUGUUCCUGGCCAGACUCAUUCCUCGCAUGUGCCAUACCAUCAACAGAGUUGUGUAUGUGUUUGGGUCUCCUGUAAAAGAGCCGCCAACAGACAUUACCCCAACCUUCCUGACCACAGGCGUUCUGAGCACGCUCAGACAGGCUGACUUUGUAGCUUGCUCUAUCCUUAGAGAUUCUGGCUAUUCCGGUAAGGUCAGCCAGAUGCCGGUCAUCCUGACCCCCCUGCACUUUGACCGUGACCCACUGCAAAAGCAGCCAUCCUGCCGGCGCUCUGUGGUGGUCCGCACCUUCAUCACCAGCGAUUUCAUGACCGGCAUCCCUGCCAUGCCCGGCAACCAUAUCCCAGAGGAGGUGGUGCUAAAGAUGGUCAACGAGAUCAAGAAGAUCCCGGGCAUCUCCAGAGUCAUGUAUGAUCUGACCUCCAAACCACCUGGCACCACAGAGUGGGAAUAAAACACAACAUGACAUGUCAUACCAAUAGGACGCGCACUCACACACAGUGCACAAACACACUCAACAGAGAGGGCUGGUGAACUCUUCUUUUCUGUCCCCUCCCUCCCUCCCUCCCUCCCUCCCUCCAGUACCUCCACCCCUCUCUUCAACAUUCCCAUGGAAGGCAGACCGUACUGUGACGGGCACACAUGCAAAGGAACUACUACUCUGCUCUCCCCACCACUCCUCCCUGGUCUUAAUAUUUUUGGCGAUAGGGAUUGAUUAAUGUUGGUUAAUGAUAAUAUAUUGUCUUUUUUGAUCCAUGUACAACAGUGUAUCUCCUCUCUGCGAUGAAAAGGUAAAUUGCUGCUUCCCUUUUGUGAGGUCAACCAUAAAGGCAAGUGGCGAGAAGCUGUGUUAUAGGUGAGCUAAACAUGAAAACAAGCAAACAAAAGUGUCACGAAAAGAAAUACACCGGAAGGAGAGUUUGAACAUCUUCAGCGAUUGUUUUCUGCCUUUUUUGUCAGAUGUUUUUGUCUUACUGUUGUAGGUCAGACCUAAGACUAUCCUCUAUUUGUUCAUUUUCACUUUUUGCCUGUAUACUGUGCUAUGAAGAAGGUUGUCUGUUUAAAGUAAACAACCUAUGUGACCAGUCAAUGAUUUUUAAGCUUUUUGUUUUGCCAAAAGUUGAAUAUGCUGUGGUAAUCUAUAACUUUGUGGGCUCCAUUGUGGGAUCUUCUCCAAGCUACAUUUGUUGACGAGAGCUCUUGAUUUGUUGCUGUACCCAUCGUGGACAGCAGUCAACCCAAGAUUAGCUUCAUUAUGAUGAUUAGUGUGCUGCUGUGCAGGAGGCCAAUAUGAUGGGUAACUUUGUAUGUGCCUGUUUUAUUGUUUUUGUUUAUUUCUUUGGUGUGACUCGACCUGGACUCAGAUUUUUCCAGACAGGAGGCUAUAACACUGUUUCUCCUCAUGCAUAAAUAUGUAUGAUUUUUAUGAAGAAUAAACAUGGCAAGUGGACUAACUAAUAACAAAAUUAUAGGUACAGUAGAGUUUAUAACUAUUGUCUAAAUUGCUGUUGUUAUUUCAUCAUUAUUUGGCUGCUCUUUUGUUGUUCAGGGGGCAUGUUUUUGCACAUUGUCUUUUUUUUCCCACCUGUAAAGCCUCUGUGGCUUUAUCAGCAUAACAGAAUUAUACAUCCAGCGGAAACUUCACCUCAUUAGGUGUGUCGCUCUGUAGUGUCAAAGGUCAGGUUGAGAGUACUGUCUGUUGCCAUCUCUAAUGUGAGUUCAUUGUGUCUCCGAAAGGCGUUACUGCUUAAUUUUUCUGUUCUGUACUAUCAAAACAUUGAGCACAUCAUAAUCUCUAGUCUUAAAUCUUGUGAUUUAGACCUCAGUAAAUACAGUGCUCAGGUUUAACUGAGUUUUAAAAAGUGUAUUGUACCCCGAUAGAGACAUUUCACCUGGACGUGGUGGUUCUCAUGCCUCCAGAAUUUCUUUGUGCCUCUCAUCCUCUGUUAUAUCCUUUAAACUUUAGUGGCAACAUACUCCUAAUGCAAAAUUGGUGGUUUUCCUAACUUGUCUUAACUGCUAUUAGUCUUUCUUCCUCUGUUCUGCCUUUUAUACAGGGUAUUUUCUGUUACAAAAGUUCCCCCUAGAAAACAACAGCUUGAUAAUAAUGGAUAUAUACUUUUGUAGUUGGACUUUAAUUGCAAUAUCAAUAAGAUUAAGUUAUGCAAUUUAAUGUCCAAUGGUUUUUGUUUGUUUUUGUUUGAGCGUUGUAGAACAAAAAAAAACAAAACAAAAAAAACAUUCUCCUUAGUAACGUGCCUCAAACCAAGCCACUGCAUGCAGUUUCAACUAUGAUGACAUUUGUACAAUGGAAAACUGAGCUUUAAUAAAGAUCUCCAUGUUGAAACUUC
Molecule: messenger RNA, 4905 nt
Organism: Siniperca chuatsi (mandarin fish)
Lineage: Eukaryota; Metazoa; Chordata; Actinopteri; Centrarchiformes; Sinipercidae
Gene: gmps
Product: guanine monophosphate synthase
Exons: 16
Coding region: 897-3008 (703 amino acids)
Biological process (GO): GMP biosynthetic process
Cellular component (GO): cytosol
Molecular function (GO): GMP synthase (glutamine-hydrolyzing) activity; ATP binding; GMP synthase activity
Source: RefSeq, a predicted model, not a curated record